UAUAUAUAUAUUUCAGCUACACCACUCAAUCUAGAACAAAACAGAUAUACUAUUGUGGGAGGUGAAAAUGCCAGUAUUUUAGAUUAUCCAUAUCAAGUAGAAGUUCUUUACUCAAAUUCGCAUUCUUGUGGAGGAUCAAUUUUGAAUAAUAAAUUUAUAUUAAGUGCUGCCCAUUGUUUCGGUUCUGCGCAAGCUAGCGAUAUUACAAUAAGAGCAGGCUCCUCUUACAGUGCAAGCGGUGGACAAAUAUUGCAAGUGAAAACGAUAAAUGCUCAUCCUGAUUACGAUCCAUACACUCAAGAAAAUGAUGUAGCUGUACUUGAGUUGGCAACGGAUCUUGUAAGUAUUUGGCCUGAACAUCAUUCGAAUGCAUGAUCGUAUUCUAAAUUA
Messenger RNA from Sitophilus oryzae (rice weevil), 390 nucleotides. Its product is annotated as trypsin-7-like. The annotation marks the transcript as partial. The record is from RefSeq and is a predicted model, not a curated record. The transcript is spliced from 2 exons. Gene Ontology annotation, biological process: proteolysis. NCBI's taxonomy places the organism in Eukaryota, Metazoa, Arthropoda, Insecta, Coleoptera, Curculionidae. Gene Ontology annotation, molecular function: serine-type endopeptidase activity.